Molecule: messenger RNA, 2814 nt
Organism: Wallemia ichthyophaga EXF-994
Lineage: Eukaryota; Fungi; Basidiomycota; Wallemiomycetes; Wallemiales; Wallemiaceae
Product: 40S ribosomal protein S11
Exons: 5
Coding region: 1-2814 (937 amino acids)
Biological process (GO): translation
Cellular component (GO): cytosolic small ribosomal subunit; ribosome
Molecular function (GO): structural constituent of ribosome
Source: RefSeq, a predicted model, not a curated record
AUGUCAGAUAAGCCUCCAUUGCCCUCAAGAGACUCUCUACAACAGCAAGACGACGAUCUCCAAACAGCUUUGCAGCUCUCAAAGCAGGAAUACGACGGAGAUAGCAAUUAUGAAGCUUCUAUGAGCUCAUCCACCCAAGCCCCAGGCUCGUACGUAGCGCCUCCAUCGAAAACGGCAUCAUCAUCACAAGACAAGGCUGAGAGCGGUGGAAAGUCCGUGCACUCCGUAGCAUCUAAGCAAUCUGCUCCCCGUCUCCACCAAAAUGUCGCCGCUAGACAGUCCAACGCACCAGCACCAGCGACAUCCACGGCAUCCACAACAUCACCCUCGAUGACGCAAACAGCCGAUAAAAACAUCGAUGACUACUUUAUCGCUAACUACCUCACCUUCUUCGGCAGACAUAUCAGCUCCGUCUCAGCGGCAUACAGCUCGAGCGAGGCGUACAAAUCGUACACGGACGCACCCAAGUUGAGUGACUACGCGUACAAGACUGAAGCACAGCUGCUCAAGGAGAGGACAUUAGCAGCAGCAAAGCGUAAGGAAGAAGCAGAUGUGGAAGUUGAGAGGAAGCAGUACGAGGACAAGGCAGCGAAUGACGGGUUUGUGGAUGAUAUUAACCACGAGACGCGCGACGGUGCUGACCACGAGGAGGGUGCGUGGUCCAGCGCAGAUGUCUACUCGCACAGCACCACCAACUUGGUUGAUGUGCAGGGUGAGAAGGAGGACACACAGAAAGAGAAAGAGAAAGACCAAGACCAAAACCAAGACACGGACGCAGACGAAAAUGAAGAUGAAAAAAACCCACAGCAACGCGUAGACUACCUCGCCUACGGCCUAGCCUGGUUUCUCUUCAAGGCUGAGCAAUACCUUCCGGUCGAGCUGGAUCAGAACCCACACCAAAAGUUCAGAUACGCCAAGCUUGUGUCGAAUGUCGAGCGUCUGUAUGUCAAUCUCUCCGGUAACGCUGUCGCGGAAGGUAUGAAAUGCUUUGGUGAUGUAGUUAUGUGGAAGAACCGUGCUGUGACAUUUGCAGUGUUGGUUGUGUACCUCAUCCUCGUCAUGUCCGAUAUGCUGCUGAAUGUUGCGCUCGGCGGUGCGCUGAUUGCGCUCGUGGCGAGGAGAAUCUUUCCCCCAACCUCCUCCUCCCAGCUGGCCAGUCGAAAGGAUGAACACGAGCGCGCGCGAGAGAUAGUCGAACUCGAGGAAGAGUACGGUCUGAGCGCAGAAGGUACAAACGCUCCAGGCAAGCGCGAGAAAAAUAUGAAAGAAGCCUACAAAGCUAUCACGCAGUCCCACGGACGUGAAAUUCAAUUAGUGACUGGAGACCUAGCCGAUUUUGUGGAAAAGAUGAAAAAUUUAUACCUCUGGAGAAACCCAAAAGCUAGUCGCAACUUUGUCUUGAGAGCUCUAUUACCCGCAAUCGUUGGAUUGCAGUUUAUAUCACACGCAGCAUUGGUUAGAGGCGCAUUGGCAGGACUUGGAUUGCUCGUUCUCGUCGGUAUACCCAUUACGAUUCACUACCCUCGCUACAGACGCAUGGCGUGGAACAUACCCGAAGUGCCAACAGAUGCACAGUAUGCAUUGAGCGUGAUGCGUGAGCGAGUACGCAGAAAUGAGCCUCUACCUGUUCUCGUCGAUCCAUUCGCCAAGAGCAACAGUAAGAAAGACAAGGCGGAGAAGGAGAAGGAGAAGGCGAAGAAGAGCACAGCUGAUCUGAGCAUCACCCAAGAAAGUGACAAAGGCGACGACAAAGAGAACAAUACUGCUGCAUCAGGGGAUGGUGAUAGCGAUGUAGAUGCAGAUGCAAACGCAGAUGCUCAGGUGAAGAGUCCAAAGAAGGGCAGCAAAUGGUCUCGUUUAGCAUCGUCCCUCAAGCAAGGUGGAAAAGCAGCGGAGCGUGGUACAGACAUGCUGAGCCAAGUCGUGAAUGGCGACAAAGGUGUGUUUGUGCGUCAAGCUAGAGAAGUCUGGGCUAGUCGCAACGAUGGUGAUUCGGAGCGCACAACACGAUUACUGACGGGCAACGAUAAUGAAAACGAUGAAGAUAAUAGCUCUGUGAUGACAACAAAACGCAGCAUUGGAUUGGAACCUUCACGCUUAGCCUAUCUACCGCUGAAAUCGAGUCACUUUGGGAUACUAAAGAGCUCACCAGGUACACUCGUACUCAGCUCAAGUGAGCUAACAUUCAAACCAUUCAAGGGACCGAAUGUGGUGGUAGGGCUGGAUGCGCUGGUUGGGAUUAGCAAGCACAGCAGUCUAAGAGUGGGUGUGGAGGUGUCGAGUGGACUUGAAGUGAGCUGGGAAGAAGGGGAAGAAAUCAAGUCGCUAAGUCGCAAAGAGUUGAUAGGCGUGAUGGAGGCACAAAAUCUCAAGACUUUCCCAAAGCAACCUAUCUUCCAAAACUCAAAGACCCGCGGUAACAAGAAGGUUACCAAGGACCGUCGUUGGUACAAGGACGUCGGCUUAGGCUUCAAGACGCCUCAAGAUGCUAUCACUGGAACUUACAUCGACAAGAAGUGCCCAUGGACCGGUGAAGUUUCAAUCAGAGGACGUAUCUUGACUGGAAAGGUUGUCUCUACCAAGAUGACACGUACUAUUGUCAUUAGAAGAGAAUACCUCCACUACGUACCAAAGUACAACAGAUACGAGAAGCGUCACAAGAACCUCCCAGUGCACGCAUCACCUGCAUUCCGUAUUGAAGCAGGUGACUCGGUCGUCGUUGGCCAAUGCCGUCCACUCUCAAAGACUGUUAGAUUCAACGUCCUCCGUGUCAUCAAGAACAAGGCUGCUGCUAAGGCUUUCGCAAAGUUCUAA